Messenger RNA from Elgaria multicarinata webbii, 4892 nucleotides. It is a transcript of the gene SEPTIN9, whose product is annotated as septin 9. The transcript has 12 exons. The record is from RefSeq and is a predicted model, not a curated record. Bases 241 to 2022 code for a protein of 593 amino acids. Gene Ontology annotation, molecular function: GTPase activity; molecular adaptor activity; GTP binding. Lineage: Eukaryota; Metazoa; Chordata; Lepidosauria; Squamata; Anguidae. Gene Ontology annotation, biological process: intracellular protein localization; cytoskeleton-dependent cytokinesis. Gene Ontology annotation, cellular component: cell division site; septin complex; microtubule cytoskeleton.
CAACCCACAACUGUACUCAGAUUAGAAAAGGUGUGUUCUAAUUAAUGGGAGUGCUGCCGACUCCCUCCUCAGUGGCAACGGUGCCUGCGUAGAUUAUACAUGUAACGUGGAGGAGGAGGACACUUUCCCUGCCGGCUGGAACAAAAGGAUUAUUAAAGCAGUCGCGUAUCACCCUGGGGAUUAUUUACGGGAGAAACUUUACUUUCUUCCUAUGUUAAUAGCUGGGAUAAGGAGGUCAACAUGAGAAAGACAUCGAACACAGGAAUUUCAAGGACCUCCAGUGGGAGACUCCGAAGAUUUGGUGACCCAACAAGUCCAACUCUAAAGAGAUCCUUUGAGGUUGAAGAGGUAGACCAGCCACCGAAUUCUUCUACUCCACAAAGAAGGACACCCAACCCUCUUGUUCGGUCCACAGUGUCCAGCUCCACACAGAAAUUCCAGGAGCUUGGUACCAGGAAUUCGGAGACUCCUUCCAGACAUGUGGAUUCUCCUGCACAAAGGUCUCCCAAAUCCUCUCUGAGGAGAGUUGAUCUCUCUGGACCAAAACAUCCUGAGACCGUGUCCAGAAGAACAGAAAUCUCCAUUGAUAUCUCAUCAAAGCAAGUGGAGAACUCCACUUCAGGACCAUCAAGAUUUGGCCUCAAGAGAGCAGAUGUGUUGGGGCACAAGCCCCCUGAGACCGCUCCCAGAAGGACUGAGAUCAAUAUAGGUAAGCCCCAGGACCAAGCUCUUCGCAGAAUGGAAGUCCCCUCAAAGAUACCUGAACCAACACAGCGCAAAAUUGAAGCUGCUAGCCCACCUGUGCCUGAUGUUGCCACCAAACGGGUGGAGAUCCAGGUAGCAAAAUCUUCAGAGGUUCCAGUACCACCAGUCAGGCAGAGUGAAAAUGUGGAGCUUUUCCCGACCAAUCAGAAUCUACCACCAGAACCAAAGCUACAGCUGGCAGUGACUGAAAUUCCACCCAAAAGCCAAGAAGCAGGUCCAGAGGCCGCUCCCAGCUACCCAAGCAGCAUGAUGGAUGCCACUCGAGAUCCUGGCCUCAAGCAAGCCCCACCAACACGGACGGAGAAACCGGCUGCUGACUUUGCCUAUGUUGGCAUAGAUGCUAUCCUUGAGCAGAUGCGGAGAAAAGCCAUGAAGCAAGGGUUUGAGUUUAACAUCAUGGUGGUUGGUCAGAGUGGUUUGGGAAAAUCCACUCUAAUCAACACCCUCUUCAAAUCCAAAAUCAGCCGUAAAUCUGUGCAGCCAUGUCCUGAAGAACGCAUCCCCAAGACCAUUGAAAUCAAGUCUAUCACACAUGAUAUCGAGGAAAAGGGAGUUCACAUGAAGCUGACUGUUAUUGACACCCCAGGAUUUGGAGACCACAUCAACAAUGAGAAUUGUUGGCAACCCAUUAUGAAGUUCAUCAAUGACCAAUAUGAGAAGUACCUCCAAGAAGAGCUCAAUAUUAACCGGAAGAAGCGGAUACCAGACAGCAGAGUCCACUGCUGUAUAUAUUUCAUCCCUGCCACCGGCCACUCCCUCCGACCACUGGACAUUGAAUUCAUGAGACGCCUGAGCAAAGUGGUCAACAUUGUGCCUGUCAUCGCCAAGGCGGACACGUUAACGCUGGAGGAGAGGGACUACUUCAAACAAAGGAUCACAGCAGAUCUCCUUGCCAAUGGCAUUGAUGUGUAUCCCCAGAAACAGUUCGAUGAAGACUCUGAAGACCGACUAAUAAAUGAGAAGUUCAGAGAAAUGAUUCCAUUUGCUGUGGUGGGCAGUGACCAGGAAUACCAGAUUAAUGGAAGGCGAAUUCUGGGAAGGAAAACCAAGUGGGGCACAAUUGAAGUUGAGAAUACGACGCACUGUGAGUUUGCUUACUUGCGGGAUCUUCUGAUCAGGACACACAUGCAAAACAUCAAGGACAUUACCAGCAGCAUCCAUUUUGAAGCCUACAGAGUCAAACGCUUGAAUGAAGGCCAGAAUGUGCUCUCCAAUGGUGUGGCUGACAAAGAGGAGUUGGUGGCCAAUGAAAUGUAACACUCCCAAGCCUGAGCUAGGACCUCAUUUACUCUCUUCCUCUCCCCACUCCUGCUUACUCUCUUUUAAAAAAAAAAUCAUAUAAGCCUUCUGCUGGGAUUCCACUGUUCUUUUCUCCUUUCUGCCAGUGAUACAUACGCUGCUGAUGUUAACUGACCAAAUAACAGUACUUUCUCUAGUAAAUGUAGUCUCUCUUUUCCAGUCUCUGUGGUGUGAAACAUCUAAUAUGUUCUUCUCUUUAGGGUGUAGUAACAGACCAGUAGGGAAAAAUGAGAUUGCAGCUAAUGUCAACAGGAAAAGCUUUUCUUGGUUCCAUGUUUAACGUUGGUUGCAGCCAUCUUAGCAUAGAUCCUCCACUGUGAUAGGCCAGUGCCCCCUUUUCUUGGAACUUAGUGGAGGCACUGCCAUUGAUCGUAGCAAUCCCUGGCUCUUGAGGCCCAGAUGAGCCCUGCUAGAAAGCAGAAGUUGAUAUUUUCCCUGUCGGUUAAUCUGGAAUGGAAUUGUACUUUCAUAGACAUCAUAGAUUCGUGUUGUGCCAUAUAGUAUGGGGCAUGGCUGCAUUCAAGAGCAAGGGGGAUGCCUCACAUUCCUUAUCCCGUCCAAGCAGCCUCACCCACUCCAGAAGAGCAGCAUCCGGGCAAUCCUGAAAGGGUGAGGUCGGUCUGGACAUGGCAGCUUUCUUUAGCAACUUUAUUCAUACAGGCCUGGUGAGAGGCUCAGAUGGAUGCUAGGCAUGUUGUACCACAGCAUCUUCCUCGUUGCAUAGAAGGAAAAGGAGAGACUUAGAGACAAGCCCAUUUCUGCCUUCUUUGUUUCUGUGGUUCAGGUCUAUGGAAAACUUCCGGAGCCACUCAAAUUACCUUGUGCCAAAGGUUUACUCGUUUGUAAACCAGGGGUGGGGGUCGUUUUUGUUUGUUUGUAAUUUGUGUAAGUGUAUCUCUCUCACUCUGUGUGUAUCUAACUCCAUCCAUUACAGGUGAAGAUUUUUAUGACUAGUUACGGCUUUUAAAGUGAGAGUAAAGUGAUCAAGAGAUGAAUUAUGACCACGUGGCACAAUUCUGCUCCGCACGAGGCAUCUCUUACUCUCACUCAUCUUAUCUCUAUCCCCUUUCCUAUAAAAAGCCAGCAAUAAUAGGGAGCCACUUUGCUCACUAGAAAAGUGAAGUGGCCUACUGUGGAGUAAGUGUGUCAACUCUAAUAAGGACAAGCUGUUCUUAGCAAGUGCAGAUCAUCUUGAAUCCCAGAAGGCAUCCCUCUUCUUCAUCAUCAUCAUCAUCACAAUCUCCCUAUCUUUCAGGGUUGGAGUCCCAAAUCCUGCUGCCUUCCUAAACAUGCAUAUGUUCGUUGUACACACACACUCGAUUCAGGCUUCUGUUCAAAUGCUUGGUGUAUGCCUGCCUAUUAUAGAUGCUCAAACCGUUUCUGCAAUGCCAAUGUAAAAGAGCCCAAUUCUUAGCAUUGUUGGCUAACCUUCUCCAUUAUCUUCUCCAAGAGGCUAGAGAAGCUCUUGGGGGUCUGGAUAGUCUUAACUUAUUGCAAUGUGCAAUUUCUGUGUGUAACCCUUCGAACUGUGGCUAAAGCUCCCCAGGUGUGCAUAUGUAGACAUGCUAUACAUCUUGUUCAUCUCUAUGUGAAAAGCCAUACUUCAUGAAAAUCAGAGUCCAGGAUCUUGCACCCAUUCUGCAAUGUUCAGCUCUUGGUCACAGAUCCAGAGUCCUCAUUGAGAGUGCCUUCUGAUGAAGCCAGAAGCUGCACGGGUGCAAUUUCUCCAUAACACUGGAAUGGGGAAAAUCCUGCGUUUGCUAAAUGUUAACCUGAAUCAGAGAGACAGAAGCCCUGUCUGAGAAUGGCCAUCUAAUCUAGAAAACCAAUAUAUAAUCAGUUUUCACUUUUUGGGGGUGUGUGGGGAGUCUUAGUAGUCAGCUUUAUAGAACUGUCUCUUUUUAUGCCAUAUGCUGGUAUGCUCAUCACAGCUCCUUUUUGAAAGCAGAAAACUCUGCCCAGACUGCCCUCUUGUGGAGCCCUCAAAAAAAGGAAGGGCGUGCUGACUCUUGGCUUUCAUAAAAGGCGAACCUUCCAAUUCCAUCCUGCUCAUUCAGGCACCAAUGUGACCCACGCUCAGCAGGCAAACCUUAGGGGAAUGCUUCACACCUUGACACACCACAGUAAGAUGCCAGCAGAUGGCCACUUCCUCUUGCAGGUGUUCAUAGUACAAGCAUGCAAUCUGAUCUUCACCCAAGACUUCCUGUGACCUUAUCUGCUGCUUCCAUCCUGCCCAGAAGUGCUUUUCUUUCCUAAAUCCAACUUGUCAGGCAUUUUGUUUUCUUUGGCAAUACAGGCCCCUGAUGAAUAAACUUUCAAAUAUUCUUUGCUCAGAGGCUCUCCUUCAUUUUGUGCUGCAAGUAAACCUAAACUGCCCUUUUAACUUCCAUGUUGUCCCUCCAAAACUAAGAACAAAAAUGGUGGAAACUUAACUGAGCUGUGUUAAGCUGAGGAAAAUUAUUUUUUUUACUUGCUGACUUGCUAUAUUUUAGCAAAAUAAAAAUUGUGUAUUAACUAAAAUAUAUAUAUUUCAAGUGUUUAAGACUAUGAAAUGGAGAAUGUCAUUUCCCCCCCUAGAUACACUUUAGCAAAAAUAAAAAUGCAUCAUAUCUUGUUUGCCAAUAUCUCAGCCAGCAAAAGCAAGACAAAAAUGGCUUUCUCCUUUUAUAUUGUACUUGGGGCGGGGUGGGUGGGGGUGCUGAAUAAAACCAAAAAAAUUCAUCCAAAUCUAUAAAAACGGCCUUUUUGAGGAUUGUAUGCAUUAUGACAAAUUUAGUCCUGUUUUGUAUAAAUAAUAGUGUUUAAUAUGUAUUUCCCAAAAAUAAAUG